Messenger RNA from Silurus meridionalis, 5496 nucleotides. RefSeq names its product cingulin (gene cgna). Bases 141 to 3626 code for a protein of 1161 amino acids. The record is from RefSeq and is a predicted model, not a curated record. The transcript is spliced from 21 exons. Lineage: Eukaryota; Metazoa; Chordata; Actinopteri; Siluriformes; Siluridae. Gene Ontology annotation, cellular component: myosin complex.
CGGUUAAAAGGUAACAGGUUGCCCUCGGAGGUCAGUUUGCUCAGUCAUGGAAGUUGGUACUUAAUGAAGGAAAGGUACAGAAGCGGAUAGAAAGCGCACCACUGAAAUAUUCACGCACUUCACACCGCCUGUUCUGUAGCAUGUCCGCAUCAGCCUCGGGUCGAAAAACCCCAGUGGAUUACGGGGUUCAGAUCCGCUUCAUAAAUGACCUGCAUGAUACAGGAGGUGGUGGUGGUGGUGGACGCCGAGACGGCUCGGGGAAAUCCUCGUCCCGCUAUGGCGUGGCCGUCAGGGUGCAGGGCAUCGCAGGCCAGCCAUAUGUAAUGCUUAAGGAUGGGAGGAAAGGAGACUCCUACGGAGUGCAGCUUCGCACUCCAAAUUAUAGCAGCUUGCCCAGGAGGCGGGAAGAUGUAACAGAGGACAGUCAGCUUCUUUCCACCACAGACGGCAGCGUGUUGCGCCGGGCUCAGUCUCACGGCUCUCUGCUGGACCGAGAGAGUGACUACAACGACUCCGUCGACGAGUUCAGGCGCCCGAAUGGAGACGGGCGCUCUGGCAGCUACGGCAACUUGGACAGCGGGAUCGGCGGAGGGAUGGAGAGGAACCGCUGGGGAGGCUCCCAGCAAGCAGCGCUGAACGGGAAGGAAGAUCUACGAGGACUAAACAGCUGCUACGGAUCUUCUUCCGGCGCUCCGUACGACAGACGCACCAACAGCGUAAAAAGCAGUUCUGCAGGACAAACCGGCAGCGUCAAAGGAUCCUCCAGGGGUCGCACUACUGGCGGCAGUACAGGAAACGGUGCCAAUGCUGUAACUAACGCUGCAACCGUCCUUACUUCUGCACAGUUGGUGUCUCCAAAUGAAUACAUUUCUCCUCCAUCGUCCUCACCUGCUUCAGUUUACAACAAACCGAGCCGAACCUCUGGAUCAGUGGCCAAGACUGCAGCCGUGCCUUCGUCCGGUUUAAAUAACAAUCGGUCAGCAGUAGAUGCGCAUGUGACUCCUGAUCUUUUGUUAGAUCAAAGCCAGAGCUCGGGGUCGGAGUUCAGCAGCGAGGAGGAUCAGAUCCAGCAGAUAAUCUACAGCGUUCUGCGGCAGGGGAGCAGCGAUAGCGACGCUACAAUCAAGCGCAGAGUCCGAGUUAUCUGUGAUAAGAUCCAGGGGCUGAAGAUGAACAGCUCAGACCCUGCACUUAAGGAAGAGCUGGAACAGUGUCUGGAUGAAAAUAUUAAUCUGCAGGAACAGCUGAGCAGGAAGACAGCCGAGUUGGAUCAGACGCAUUCUGAGAUAAUUCAGUUACGUAUGGAACGAGAGAAUGCAGAGUCUCAUGUCAGACAGCUAGAGGACCAUCUGACAGGGCUGCAAGAGGAGCUGAGGAGAGACACGGACAACAGGGUCGAGACCGACGCCAUGCAAUCUGAGCUGCUGGCGUUGCGCAACGAGCUGGUUGAAAUGGCAGCACGGCAUCAGAGACAGGAGGACACGCUGCGGCAGAGAGAGCGAGAGCUGACCGCACUAAAAGGCGCCCUAAAGGAGGAGGUGUCCACUCAUGACCGGGAUAUGGAGACUCUUCGACAACAGUACAACCAAGACAUGGAGAAACUAAGAACAAACAUGGCACAGGUUUCACAGUCUCAGGCAAGCAUUGAAGCGGAGCGCCAGCGUGUGAACUCUACAGUCCGGAACCUACAGCAGCAGUUGGAGGAGAGCAAAGAGGAAGCCGGCCACUGGAGAGAGCAGUUCCAGAGCACCAGGGAUGAGCUUCGCAACACCAAACAAGAGCUUCUUCAGGCUCGUUUAGAUAAAGAAGAGUUUGAAGAGGAGCUAAAGGAGCUGCAGGAGAGACUGAACACGAUGAAACGGCAGAUUCCCGAUGUCAAACAAAAUGAAACCUUCAACCAGGAGUUAGAACGCUGCCGUGCAUCCCUGAAGCAAGCAGUAGCCGAGGUCGAGAAACUAAAGCGGGACCUCGACAAGAAAACUAUGGAAAUCAUUUCCCUGAAAAAGGGCAAUCAGGAGCUUGAUGCCGAGCAAAAGUACGAGAUCAACAGGCUAAAGGAGCAAGCACGGAAAGAUAAAGAGGAGCUGGCUAAAGUUCAUGAGAAAACCAAGCAGCUUGCUGAUCCUGCAUUAGUGGAGUCUCUGCGUGAGGAAAUGCGUGUGGUUCGCAGCGAGUCGGAGCGUCUGCGCAGUCACCUGCUUUUGGCUGAGGAGGAUCUGAAGAAGGAGAAGGAGCGAUUUACCUCAUCGCAAACAGAAAUGAACACUGUCUCUGGUGAACGAGAGGCGCUGGAGGAGGCUCAAACACGCCUCAAAGACAAACUUGCACGUCUGGAGUCCAUGCUGCAGGAACAAGCUUCGCAGAACCUUGAGGCAGAGCAGGAGCUGCAGCUGGAGAACAGGAAGCUGAGGCAACAGCUGGAUGAGGGCAAACGCAGCAACACCAAACUGAGCCAGGAAAGAGACGAACUGUCCCAAGCACUGGAGGAGCGAGACAGGGAGAGGGAUGCUCUCCGCAAAGACAGCGCACAGCUUGACGAACAAAAGAAACGGCACGAGAAAAUAGUGGACAAGCUCAACAAAGAGAUCGAGCGCUUGGCUGCUGAUUCGAAUGUGUCUGUGCGGCUGGUUCAGUCUCAAUUCGAUGAGCAGAAAGAAAAGUGGAAGAAGGAGCAGCAGGAUCUGCAGAAGCUCAACAAGGAGAAAAUCAGUGAGCUGGAAAAAACCCAGAUAAUUGUUCGUUCUCUCCAGGAGGAGUUGUCUCGUCAGAAGAAAGAGGUGCAGUCGUACUGUGAGGAAAAAGAUAAUGCUGUUCUGGACAGAGAGAUGCUCCUCAACCGCAUCAGAUUCCUAGAGGGAGAGCUAGAGAGUCAACACAACACAUUCAACGAUCGAUCCCGUGACGUCCGGAGCAUGGAGGACAAAGUGAAGCGCCUGGAGCUGGAGCUGGACGAGGAAAAGAACAGCGUGGAGCUUCUGACCGACCGAGUCACCAGGAGCCGAGACCAGAUUGAGCAGAUGCGUUCAGAGCUAAUGCAGGAAAGAUCAUCCAAGCAAGACCUAGAGCUGGACAAAAAUGCCCUGGAGAGACAGCUAAAGGAGUAUAAAUCACGUAUAAAAGAAAUGGAGGGUCAGUCUCGUAGUUCCACUAAUGUUUCCCAGUUAGAGAGCAAACUGCAGGAUAUGGAGGAACGGCUCCGUAAUGAAGAAAGAGAUAAAACCGCAGCACUGUCCUCACAACGCCGCCUGGAGAGGAAGCUGAAAGAGAUGACCAUGACUCUGGAUGAGGAUAGGCAGCAGAUCAUUGAGCAAAGAGACCAGCUGUCUCUACGUGUGAAGGCGUUGAAGAGGCAGGUGGAUGAAGGAGAGGAAGAGGUGGAGAGAUUGGAAGGAUUGCGGAGAAAAGCUGUAAGAGACAUGGAGGAACAAAUGGAACAGAAAGAGGCACUACAGACCCGAGUCACAGCGCUGGAGAACGAACUCAAGAGGAAGAUCCAGCAAGCCCGACAAUUAUCAGUUGGCUCUCCGGGUCUCAGCUCGGAUGAUGACGAUGACGACGGCCUGUUUGACUCGUCCACCAUCACUUCUAUCCUCACAGAAAGCAAUUUACAGACCAGCUCCUGCUAGAUGGAGAUACUGUGUGAGGGAAAAGUGCACUCUGAGAUAAUCUGGGUGAAUUGAGUGUUUGACGAUGAAAGACACUUUGUGCAGGUCAGCUUAAGGCAAGAUUGAUUUUACUGUAGAUAUACAAAGGCUCUUUUGUGAAUACUGGAAGUCAAAAAUGUAUACAAAUUAAGAAGUCUUGGACAUGCACUGUACAAAUAUUCAUACUGAACAAAUGUACAUACUGUACUGUGCUACGACUGAGCUGAAGAUCACAUUUAGUUCAAAGUGUUGUGUAGUUUGCACUUACCUGUAUCCAACAUAUACUACAGUACUGUGAUGCGACUCGCUGUGCAUUAAUGCGUGUUAGCCCCAUUUGAAAAUCACUGUCUUUUUAAAUGUGAAGGAAAUUUGCAAGGAAAUCGCAGCUUACGAUAUUUAAUUUUUUUUUAAGGCCACUCGUUUAACACCAAGUUUUGUGUAAAUCCUUGAAUAUUCUUUGAAUCCUUUUUUUUUUUUUUUACAUGUGAAUCAUAUAAUUCUUAAAAACUAUUAGCAAUUACGGUUUCUUUAGGGUCAUUUGGCAGAUCAAUGUUUCCCAUGUUUUCCACCAAGAUGUCCAUUUGCAUCACAUUUAACUAGAAGUUAACGUAAAGCUAAGUGAUGCAUCUUGUAAUAUUAUUCAUCUUGGUAGCUAUAAGAUUCAGUCACAUCACUAUUUUAUCCUUCCACAGUAUUCAGUAGUGAUGACUGGGUCUAUUAGUGCAAGUUUGCAAUGAAACUCCACUUCUCAGUCAAAACAUUUCACCAUUUCAGAUGUAUGUUUGCAAACUUUUAAGGGAGAUUUUUUUUUUUCCAAGAUUUGUACAUUUUCUCAUUUAUAAUUGAAUAUUAAUGGUGGGAUAAAAGUGUGGUCCGAUGGUUACAUUGCUAUCAUCACCCAAGCAUAUCACAACUGAGGCAAAAAUCUAUAUACUUGACUCCUAAGUCAGCAUUUAUGAAUAUAAAAUAAAGUAAAUUCUUUGCAAAAAAAAACUGAUGGUCUCCACUAAGGCCCAAAAGCCAAAUGCAUAAUUUGGAACCGCUUUUAGGUAACGCAGAGUGAAAUUUCAGAUAUCCUACUAACCCCAAAUUCCAAAUCUAAACCAUAUAAAUCAGUUGCUGUGAUUCAUCUAAACUUUGGUACAUCCCAAAGCAUUUACUUCUAGAAGUUACAUUUUAGAAUAAUACAAACUGAGGAAUGCUGCACUUUCAUUUUUUUUUUUUUUUGUAGCUGAAGCACUGAUUAUUUUAUAAAUUUUUAGUACAUUCGAAGACUAAACCACAGUCUUCCCAGAGCACAAAGACUAGAAGGAUGCUAAUGUACACAGUACUGGAACACUACUACUAUGUUAAUGAAGAAAACGCAUUCGGAUUUCAUGCUAAAUAUCUGGGAAACUAUUUUCGAUGCACUUGACCCAUGUCUUAUCACAUGCUCUUUAGGAGGCAUGUACUUUAAUUUGUGUGCGUUUGUGAACGUCUCUGAUAUGCACAGUACCGCAAGCAAAUUAGAACGAGCCGUUAUCCAAAACUCAACCUACACAUUCCAGGCGACGCUGCGUUCUAAAAUUAACUCGCUUGCAUUUCAUUAUAGUGUUUUAUUAGAUUAGACCAUCGCAUCAAAGAACAAAAACAAUUGUGUGGAAUUAUGUUUUUUUUGUAGAAAUACAUUAUAUUGUUCCACACGACCAACCGGUGGAAAUCAUGUACAAGCGUUUUAUGAUGUACCGCUUCACCUUUUAUGUACAGUCUCUCUGCUUAAACUCAUAAUGGUACGGCCUAAUGCUUUUAAAUGUCUGUUAAAUCAGUGUAUUUUUACAUAUUUUUAUGAAAAAUAAAUGAACCUUAAACACAA